UUCCGUAUUAGGUCUGCUGAUUCGGAGGAAUCACGCGGAAGUAGUAAAUUAGACGCAUCAAGUAGUGCAAAUCACCAACCAAAACAGUGACAUUUUGGAAAACUAAUGAAAGUAAAGUGUAUUUUAUUUUAAACAAGAGGACAUGUGCCAGUUCCAUUCCGAUUGUUAGGUUAUUCCGUAGAGGUAGCCUAUAGUCGCUGAAUUGUCAUCAUCAGAUAGAGUUAUGGCAUGCAGCGACUCAAUGGUGUCAAUGAAUGGAACUCAAGUUUCCUAUAUUGGACAUGACUGUGAGGACAUCCCAGAGUACCUUGGAGAAAGAUAUGGACUCUUGACAAGACGGCUAGAUCUCAGCUUCAAUCAGCUAAGGUCACUGGCGGGCCUCAAAGCGUUCACUGGGCUGGAAGAACUGGUCGUCGACAACAAUCUGCUCGGAAACGACCUCCAGUUGCCCAGGUUACCCACCCUCCACACCCUAACACUCAAUAAGAACCAACUGACUGACAUUGAGGAGCUGCUGGAGCACUUGGCGAAGGCGACACCGUCGCUGCAGUACCUCAGCCUGCUGGGAAACGAGGCCUGUCCCAACCAGCUGGUCAGCCUGGACAAGGAUGAGGACGACUACCAGAGAUACAGGUAUUUUGUUCUGCACAAGCUACCCACCCUAAAGUUCCUAGACACUAGGAAGGUUUGUAAGACAGAACAGCAGGAGGCUGAGGCACGGGGAGCCUUCAUGAAGGUGGUGAAACCCAAGUUAUCAGACACGGUGGCCCCAGGUGAGCCCAGGUCUGAGUGUUCCUUUAUGCCCUACACCCCUCUACCCAGAGGCUCUAGAGACGGCAAGAACCACAAAGGUGUGUUCGCCAAGUGCCAUUACGUCUACUAUGGAAAGCAUUCGGAAGGCAACCGAUUCAUCCGCAAUGACCAACUCUGAUGGACCGACAGAGAGACGCAAACACACGCACACAAGCUUCAUUAUACAAGUCGUUAAAUAAAAAUUCAAACAUCUUCAUUAAAAUGUCUCUUCUGUAACCUAUACUGUCACUCUCAGACCCCAGUCCUGGGGCCGUAUCUAUCAAGCUUCUCAGAGUAGGAUUGCUGAUCUAGAAUCAGUUUUCAAUCAUGAAUGAGAUUAUAUGGACAGGGGGGACCUGAUCCUAGGUCAGCAUCCUUCUCUACGCUUUAUGAAUACGGGCCUUGUAGCGUAGUGGCCUGGUCUCCUCCUCCGCUGAGCUGUGGCUGGCUCCCCUGUCAGCUCCACUCUCCUGCCCCAGAGUGAACAUUGACACUCACGUUGACAUAAUUGCAUUCAAGCAGCAGUGCUCCACAUAAACACAACCAUAUACAAAAAUGCAUGCAUGCACACACACGCACCCACAGAACUGUUCACGCAAGUGCAAGCACUCUCUCUUUCACACCCACCCGCCCACCCAAACAACACACACACACACACACCCCGUGGCCACAGUGAUGGACAGCUCCAGCCAAGCGGCUGAUUUGACAGCCACAGCAGCCAUGAUGGAUCACCCGUCCCCUACCGCCACUCAUCAGGGGUCAGAGGUCAAACCUGAUGCCUCACUGGGCCUGUGUGAGUGUGCAUGUGUGAGGGGGACUGGGGCGUAAUGAUGUAUAUUUCAAAAUGUAAGUAUACAGUAAAUUUCACGUUUAGAGUGUCAGUUAGGAGAAAGAGAGAUACAACAUAAAACAAAUAAAGUUUUUAAAACGUUUACAAUUCCCACCCCUAAGUCCACCUAUAGAUAAAUUACAUAAGAUAGGUAUGUUUACACCUGGUACAUCUCCAUCUUGUCAAAAUUGGGGCUUGAGAAUGUUAACAGAGG
Molecule: messenger RNA, 1835 nt
Organism: Oncorhynchus kisutch (coho salmon)
Lineage: Eukaryota; Metazoa; Chordata; Actinopteri; Salmoniformes; Salmonidae
Gene: lrmda
Product: leucine rich melanocyte differentiation associated
Exons: 7
Coding region: 224-931 (235 amino acids)
Biological process (GO): melanocyte differentiation
Molecular function (GO): protein binding
Source: RefSeq, a predicted model, not a curated record